AUCUUGAUUGCAUUUAGUUCUUUAUUUAUGACACUACUUUUGAACGUCAAGCGCCAAGGUCGCUCAUUUCUCUGGCCCAGUCCCUACAGUUAUCUCCACGAAAGCAAAGUCAGCUUCGUACGAUCCUUAAGAAAAGCCAAGUUUUGGAAUCCUAGGAAGAAUACGACAGAACACAUCGUCACUGAGGUUCCUAAGAACAGGAGAAAUUUGUCGUGCCCUGUCUUUGACUUCUUGGCGGAGGCAGACGACAGUGUAAACUCCAUUGACUCUGAACUUAUGUGUGAUAGCUUCGCCCAGGAAUCUGAUAUUGUCUGCCGGAUCUACUUACGUCAAAUAGGAUUGGAGAGUCUCGAGCGACUAGUCUGCAAGCUGGAGUCUACAACCAAAGUGCCUAAAAUUGUUUACUUCCUCACUUUUGGAGAUUAUGAGUUUCAUCUGCGUCAUUACGUGGCUAUAGUUGCAGCACAGCGACAUGUCGACCCGUUAGCCCUAUAUAUCAUAGGAGACCAGGAGCCUCUGGGUAUUUACUGGUCACUAGUUCUGAGAGAUGUUCCAGGUGUCAGGUUUGUUUAUAGAGAAACUCCUCGACAAAUAUCUGGCCACCGAAUACGUUUCGUACAGCACAAGUCAGAUCUAGUUCGUCUGCAAACACUCUACUUCAACGGCGGUAUUUAUCUGGACACAGACAUGGUCAUUUUACGUAAUAUUGACCAAUUAUUAGAUAACGAGCUAACUGCCGGAAUGAUCGACGCUAACGUUCAUAUGGGCAAUGGAUUCAUCAUGAGUCAGAAGGGAAACAACUUCAUCAAAGAAUGGUAUCAACUGUAUAAAACUGAAUAUAAACAGAAUAGCUGGGGCUAUAACUCCAUGAAGGUACCCAUGAUGCUGCAUCGAAACGACACCAGCCGACUAGUAGAGAUCGGAAAUAAAAUCUAUCGCCCCAACUGGCAUGAAAGGGCAUUACUCGCCAACGGCACGUACGACUGGUCAAAGAACUACGCCAUGCACAUUUGGCGCUCCGCUAAACCACACCCUGAGAGCACAGAAGAAAUCAAAUCUGCCAACACCACCAUCUGCGAAGUUUUACGCUAUAUUCUGUACGGGAAUCCAGCGCCAAUCACUUAA
Molecule: messenger RNA, 1125 nt
Organism: Biomphalaria glabrata
Lineage: Eukaryota; Metazoa; Mollusca; Gastropoda; Planorbidae
Exons: 4
Coding region: 28-1125 (365 amino acids)
Source: RefSeq, a predicted model, not a curated record